Dreissena polymorpha is the source of this 1582-nucleotide messenger RNA. RefSeq lists its product as uncharacterized. NCBI's taxonomy places the organism in Eukaryota, Metazoa, Mollusca, Bivalvia, Myida, Dreissenidae. The transcript is spliced from 6 exons. Bases 592 to 1314 code for a protein of 240 amino acids. The record is from RefSeq and is a predicted model, not a curated record.
UUUAUAGAGCCAUUACCGGUAUGUGUGCAAAACAGGGUUUAACUACAUGUGGAAAGCAGUUAAAUUAACUAUAAAAAAACAUACAGAAGUGGUCAAUUAUUAAAGCAUGCUUUUAACAGAUUAUUAUAUGAUUACUGUGUAUGGCUGCAUUUGCAAAUACGUGAGUGCUUCAAUAUCAUACUUCAAUUAAAGGAUUUUCUUUAUCUACUAACAAGAAAUAAAGGGCCUGGCCUUCCAUUUUGGGUUACAUGGAAACGCUAGCUGAAGACGUUUACUAAAGUCAGCAAACCAUCUACAUCACAGUGAUUCAAUGAUCAUCAUUAUCAUCAUCAAACACCAACAACAAGUAUUGCGAGAACAGGAAUAAAAACGAACCUAUAACAAUCAGGCGUGUUUAAAAGUGAGCUGAGAUACCGCUUCCACAUAACAGUUUAGCAAUACACCGAGACACUUGAUUGACUCUUUGAAAUGUAGCUUGCUUAGACAAUAACAAGAUAUUGUUUAGCUAUAAUCUACCAAUACAAUGUAUAUACCUCAUCAAAUAUAUUUAAAAGUAUCAAAAGAAAAGGAAUAACGUGGAAAACCAAAAUCAUGGCCAGUGAUAGCUUUACAAUCUACACUCCUUGGAGUUUCAUCCGCUCUGAGGAGUUUACCACAGACAUCUUGCUAGAGGAAGUACAGGAGAUAUAUUCAACCGGACCAGCUGUCGGUGACAAUCCAACCAGCGCAGACAACAACAACUCUGAGGAUUCAGCAGAAGGAUCCAUCAUAGACGUCCAAUGUUUCUCAUACACACGAGACAUCAAUGAAGAAGAUGAAGAUGACAUUCAGGAAGAGAAAUUCAUUCUCCGUUUCCUAGCAACCAAUACAAACGAGCAGGAUCGCUACCUCUGGGUAACAGAUGAUGGGGAAGUGAGGACAGAUGGUGGUCAUACCAAUAUUGCUACAUUCUUUGAGGUCAUCCACUGGUGCAGUCCACACCAGAACAACUACCAGCUGAUCUGUUGGGGCGGCCAGUGUAAGGGACACAUCCUCUAUAUGGACGGGACAUCGCUCAAAACCAGGAAAUACCACGAGUCAACAGAUGAUCACGACAUCACAACAAAGUUCCAGAUGUCACCACGGGGAAGUGAUGUCUCUGUCCGGGCUUUCAUUUCCAAGACCGGUGUACCAAUCUACUUCGAUUCAAACGGGAACUACCGACCUGAGGGGCCGACUCGAGCCUCAAACUCUAACACUGACUCAGACAGCGAGCUUCACCCGUUGUACUUUAUAAUGUCUAACGUGAAAUUAAUGAAAGUUACAUCCGUGUGAGCUUAAUGCAGUGUACUUUAUAAUGUAUGGAAGUACCAUCUGUGUAAGAUUUGUAGCAGCAAACAAAUCCCACAAAUGAGUAUUAUUAAAACUUAUUUCCACAAAUGUUGAUCAUUUUUUCACCAAUUUGCUUGUCUAUCCAAUAAUCAUCUAUAAUCAUUAAUUGUACUUUAUAAUGUAUAAGGUGAAAUUAAUGAAAGUAAUAUCUCUGUGAGCUUCAUCUAUUAUACUUUAUAAUCUUUAACGUGAAACAAAUGAAAGUUACAUC